Messenger RNA from Mastomys coucha (southern multimammate mouse), 1168 nucleotides. It is a transcript of the gene Morf4l2, whose product is annotated as mortality factor 4 like 2. Gene Ontology annotation, cellular component: NuA4 histone acetyltransferase complex; nucleus. Lineage: Eukaryota; Metazoa; Chordata; Mammalia; Rodentia; Muridae. Gene Ontology annotation, biological process: regulation of DNA-templated transcription; chromatin organization. Bases 287 to 1168 code for a protein of 293 amino acids. The record is from RefSeq and is a predicted model, not a curated record. The transcript is spliced from 5 exons.
CAGAUUCAAGAGCUAUAACGCUCAUCCAGUGAACUUUCUGGAAAAUUGACUGAAACGUCUAUUUGAUCACUCCGCUUGGAGAUUAGGAGAAAAGGUCAUCAUCAGAAAAGCUAAGUUUGCUAUACAGUAAGGAUCAGGAGAGCUGACCCUGGUUGCAGAACCAUUCCUGGUUGCAGAACACAGGGUUGUAUUCCCACUUCAUCUUUCCAGACCAUCCUAGGAGAUUACUAGGAAUCCUUGGAAGGGAAAGAAGGAACAUUGUUGGUUGGAAUAAAAACAGGGUUGAAUGAGUUCCAGAAAGCAGGCUUCUCAAACUCGUGGACAACAAUCUGCUGAAGAAGACAACUUUAAGAAACCAACUCGAAGCAAUAUGCAGAGAAGUAAGAUGAGAGGAGCUGCCUCAGGAAAGAAGUCAGCUGGUUCGCAGCCUAAGAAUCUUGAUCCAGCUCUGCCAGGAAGAUGGGGAGGUCGCUCUGCUGAGAACCCCCCUUCUGGUUCUGUGCGGAAGACAAGGAAGAACAAGCAGAAGGCUCCUGGCAACGGAGACGGUGGCAGUACCAGUGAAGUCCCCCAGCCCCCUCGGAAGAAAAGGGCACGGGCUGACCCCACCGUGGAGAGCGAGGAAGCAUUCAAGAGUAGGAUGGAGGUGAAGGUGAAGAUCCCUGAAGAAUUAAAACCAUGGCUGGUGGAGGACUGGGACUUGGUUACUAGGCAGAAGCAGUUGUUCCAGCUCCCCGCUAAAAAGAAUGUAGAUGCUAUUCUUGAGGAGUAUGCCAAUUGCAAGAAGUCACAGGGAAAUGUUGAUAAUAAGGAGUAUGCAGUUAAUGAAGUUGUAGGAGGGAUAAAAGAGUAUUUCAAUGUGAUGCUGGGCACUCAGCUGCUCUACAAGUUUGAGAGGCCUCAGUAUGCUGAGAUUCUGCUGGCUCACCCUGAUGCGCCAAUGUCGCAGAUCUAUGGGGCGCCACACCUACUGAGAUUAUUCGUGAGAAUUGGGGCAAUGUUGGCCUAUACGCCCCUUGAUGAGAAAAGCCUGGCAUUAUUGCUGGGCUAUCUGCAUGAUUUCCUUAAGUAUCUGGCAAAGAAUUCUGCCUCUCUGUUUACUACAGAAAAUAAAAGGAGUGCCCAGCUCCUUUCUUCAUUUCAAAGUUGCUACCAGUGUAUGCAGUAA